Molecule: messenger RNA, 2002 nt
Organism: Meira miltonrushii
Lineage: Eukaryota; Fungi; Basidiomycota; Exobasidiomycetes; Exobasidiales; Brachybasidiaceae
Product: alcohol oxidase
Exons: 2
Coding region: 1-1827 (608 amino acids)
Molecular function (GO): flavin adenine dinucleotide binding; oxidoreductase activity, acting on CH-OH group of donors
Source: RefSeq, a predicted model, not a curated record
AUGAAUUCAAAGGAGGACUCCCUUUUCCCUUUCUUGAACCAAAUGAAAGGUACAAUCCUCACCGAUCCAUCCAGCUUGAGCGGUCAAUCAUUCGAUAUCGUCAUCGUUGGUGGUGGAUUGACAGGUGCUGUUGCCGCAUCACGCUUGUCGGCAAACAGUGCUAAGAAAAUCCUAUUGGUAGAAGCAGGACGCGAUUCACGUAAUGAUGACAAGAUCAAAUCAUUCAGUGCAUACACUCAAGCAUUCGGCGAUAACAAAUAUGAUUGGGAUUUCAAAACUGAACCUCAACCACUUUCAAACAAUAAGCAAUAUCCAAUGCAUCAAGGUAAAGGCUUAGGUGGAAGUACGAGUAUCAACGGAGGCGCAUUCACCCUUCCUCCCGCUUCACAAAUUGAUGCCCUCGGGGAGUUGGGUAAUGAUGGCUGGAGUUGGGACACAUUAAAGCAAUACAAUAUCAAAUUUCAAAAUUACAAACAACCAACUGCAGAUCAAGUGAACAAAUUGAAAGUCAAAGUUGAUGCGAGCGCUCACGGAACAAAUGGUCCGGUCACGAUUGGUUUCAGUGAUCAGAUGUAUUUAGGUCCACAAGAAGACCUCUUUAUUCAAGCACAAAAGGAAGCAUUCAAUGCACCCGCAUUUGUUGAUUUGGGAACGGGAAAUGCUGGAGGUGGUUCUGGAAUGAUUCCACAAUACACCAUUCCUGAUUCAGGCGCACAACGCUUGCGUGUUAGUUCUGCAACUGCCUAUUUGACUGAAGAUGUUGAGAAACGUUCAAACUUGGUCAUCUUGACAAAGACAAGAGCAACAAAAAUACUCUACGCAAGUGGAAGUCAUGGAGAUGCUCAAGCAUCAGGUGUUCAAUUGCAAUCCGGCAAAGACGGACAAAAGUAUAAAGUCAACGCAAAGAAUGUCAUCGUGGCUGCUGGAGCGAUCCGAACACCAGUCUUUUUGGAACAAUCAGGUAUCGGUGAUAAAUCGAUCGUGUCUGGGCUUGGUGUCACUUCAAGAGUUGAUCUUCCAGGUGUGGGUAGAAAUCUAUGUGAACAACAAAAGAAUAACGUCAAUUCUGGAAAGGCAACACAAGACCUUGGCGCUCAAAGUGGUAGUCCAUCUUCGGCAAUUUCACUCAAUACUAUCAACCAGAUCAUGAAAGGUAAUUCAAGCGACGUUCGUUCGUAUAUCGAGAGUAACAUCGAUCAAUGGGCUCAACAAGCAGUCGAUGCAGGCGCUUCAGCAAGUAAGGAUGGUCUGGUUAGUCAAUACAAACUCAUGGUCAAGGGUAUCUUUGAAGAACAAUGGCCUGUGUCAGAGACAUUCUUCAUCACCCUUGGCGACUCUUUCAUGCAACAGAUGUGGGCUUUGUUAAGCUUCUCUCGUGGUUAUGUUCACGCCACCUCAAGUAAUACAUGGGAUGCACCUAAGCUCAACCCACGUUAUUGGUCUGCACCGAUUGAUAUGGACAUUCAAGUAGCGGCAAAUCGUGGAGCACGAAGAAUCUUCAACACAAAUGCAAUGAAGUCCGAUUUGCAAAGUGCGGAAUCUAUGCCUGGAUAUGACAAAAUUCCACAAACAUCCGACCAAGGUGAUUACAACCAGUGGAGAGACUACAUCUUGAACGGGUUUGAAAGUGUUUGGCAUCCGAUCGGAACGGCAGCAAUGAUGCCGCGUAAUUUAGGAGGAGUGGUAGAUUCUCAAUUCAAAGUGUAUGGAACAAGUAACAUCUUUGUGAUUGAUUCAAGUAUUUUGCCUAUGCAACUUUCUACCCAUCUCUCCUCUACGUUGUACGCGAUCGCAGAACGCGCAGCCGACAUUCUUGGCAAGCUUUGAACGGUCUCCUAGCUUUCAUUGUAUUUUUAGGACAUUGAUCCCCCUGUAUCAUUCAGAGAAAUCUACUUCAUUUCCAAAAUUGUCGUGCUAUUUGAAGUGAUAUUCACCUCCUGAGCUAUUUUUGUUCACAUUCGGAGCCUUUUUAGGAGCUGGGCACCUGUUGAUUUAAACAGCG